CUCCGUUGAAGCGACCAAACGCUAUCCGCUCUCCGCUAUCCUCUAUACAGAAUACAAAACGAUGAAAACUGCAAACAGAUCUCCCCAGUGGCUCUGGUGUCUGCUGCCUCUGGUGGUGUUGUGGGUCUGCACAGAGGCCAGAACGCGUCCCUGCAUCAAUGAUUCGAUUGUGUUUCCGAGUGACAACGACGAUUCCGGAGCCGCAAAGGUGCCUGCUUGGAUAGUGACAACAGCCAAACCUCCCACAGCCUCCACACCGACACCCAACGAUUCCACAGAGCAGACCACGGAUCGGUCCGAAGAUUCCCUCAAUGCCACUGCCACGACCAUUAUCCCCAUCAUAGUCAAUCGGAUUCUGGUGGAAACUCUGCCGCGUUGUAAAUCGGGCUUUGAGCUGCGGGCGAAUCGCUGUCGAAAGUCGGCCUAAAGCCGGUCACAACAAAGUCUCCAGGGUGUCGUCUUCCAUUGUGUAGUCUCUAAGACCGAUGUUAGUCAAUAAAGUGAUAUAUGAAUAGCAUUA
Molecule: messenger RNA, 520 nt
Organism: Drosophila persimilis
Lineage: Eukaryota; Metazoa; Arthropoda; Insecta; Diptera; Drosophilidae
Gene: Gbp1
Exons: 1
Coding region: 62-427 (121 amino acids)
Source: RefSeq, a predicted model, not a curated record